This is a messenger RNA of Torulaspora delbrueckii, 2718 nucleotides long. It is a transcript of the gene TGL4, whose product is annotated as triacylglycerol lipase. The transcript has a single exon. Gene Ontology annotation, biological process: lipid metabolic process. The record is from RefSeq and is a predicted model, not a curated record. Gene Ontology annotation, molecular function: triacylglycerol lipase activity. Bases 1 to 2718 code for a protein of 905 amino acids. Lineage: Eukaryota; Fungi; Ascomycota; Saccharomycetes; Saccharomycetales; Saccharomycetaceae.
AUGGAAGCCAACUCGGCUUUAGAACGUCGACCUUUUGCGGUUACUCAACACCUUAUUGAAAAGUACUAUGAACAUAUUCAUGGGAACGCAGCAGCUGCUGAUAACAGUGGAGCCCGCAGACGGAUUUGUGAAGGAAGUAAUAUUAUAGAAAGAAGGCAUGAGCUGAACCGGCAGGGAAGGAAAUAUUUGGCGGAAGGGCAGAAUAAGGGGAGAGGAACUUUUGACCAAUAUAGUUCAGAGAAUGAAGAAGCACUUUCUACAAGUGAUGAUGAGUUGGAAGAUGAAGAACAUGUCUCUUUGUUACCAAAAUUCAAGUCAUUUAUUUAUAGUUUAUUUCUGGGCGAUUAUGAGAAGGAUCUGCUUAUUGAGAGGAUUCUUGCCACGAAGCAGCAUGCCAUGUCAUAUGAUGAAUGGAGUUAUGCAGGGUUAAGAUUAGAUGAGUUGACUGAUAUGACAAAGUGGAAACAAAAAGUGGAAUCUAACUUAUAUGACUAUAAGCUUAUUAGAGAGUUGACCACGAAACUGCGGGAAAAAAGACUCGCUGAGGACUAUUCAGAGUUGUUAUACACGAUCAGAACUAGCUGGGUGAGGAAUUUGGGGAACAUGGGGAAUGUGAACCUUUAUAGACAUUCUCAUGUUGGUACAAAGUUUCUCACGGACCAAUAUUUAAACGAGUCGCGACUGGCAAUCGAUGCUUUACUACAUCAGUCUGAUUUAGACGACGGGUACGUGUUGGGGAUUUUACAACAAACUAGAAGAAACAUAGGCCGUACAGCUUUGGUGCUAAGUGGGGGUGGUACAUUCGGUUUGUUCCAUAUUGGUGUGCUAUCAACGCUCUUUGAAUUAGACCUCCUACCGAGAGUCAUAAGUGGGAGCAGUGCGGGUGCCAUUGUGGCCAGCAUCCUGUCGGUUCACCAUAAGGAUGAAAUUCCAGAACUAUUGGAACGUGUGCUGGACACAGAGUUUAAUAUAUUCAAGGACGACAAACAGAAGAGUGAAAGUGAAAAUUAUCUGAUAAAAAUCUCAAGAUUUCUCAAGAAUGGAACCUGGUUUGAUAAUAAACAUUUAGUCAAUACGAUGGUUUCAUUUCUUGGUGAUUUGACGUUUAGAGAGGCCUAUAAUAGAACAGGUAAAAUUUUGAACAUUACCGUUUCUCCGGCAUCGUUAUUUGAGCAACCUCGUCUUUUAAAUAACCUUACAGCACCAAACGUGCUAAUUUGGUCAGCAGUUUGUGCAUCGUGCUCCUUACCAGGAAUCUUCCCAUCGAGUCCACUGUACGAAAAGGAUCCACAGACCGGAGAGAAGAGAGAAUGGAGCGGUAGCGCUUCAGUAAAAUUUGUCGAUGGUUCGGUGGAUAACGAUUUACCGAUUUCGAGGCUAUCUGAAAUGUUCAAUAUUGACCAUAUCAUUGCAUGUCAAGUCAAUGUUCAUGUUUUCCCUUUCCUCAAACUUUCCCUCUCCUGUGUCGGUGGUGAUAUCGAAGACGAAUUUAGUGCUCGCUUGAAGCAAAAUUUAACAAACGUUUACAAUUUCAUGGCAAAUGAGGCAAUCCAUCUCCUAGAGCUAGCUUGUGAACUGGGGAUUGCCAAGAACGCCCUAACGAAAAUGAGAUCGGUGUUAUCACAGCAAUACUCGGGUGACAUAACGAUUUUACCGGAUAUGAAGAUGCUUUUUCGCUUAGAUGAGCUCUUAGCAAAUCCAUCGAAGGAGUUUUUAUUACGUGAAACAACAAACGGUGCCCGCGCUACUUGGCCUAAAGUAUCUAUAAUCAAGAAUCACUGUGGCCAAGAAUUUGCUCUAGAUAAAGCAAUCACAUAUUUGAAGGGGCGAAUCAUUGGUUCUUCAUCCAUCAAAAACCCCUUACAAUUUGUUGACAUGCCCGUGGGAUUAAUCAAGACACGUAACCAGAAGGACGAUGUAGAAGAUAAGGAUGAAGGUAAUAUCAUGAUCACUUCCCUGGACGACAAUCUUUUUGAAUCCGAGUCAAUAAACUCUUUGCUGCUUCUCAGAGAAAAUGCAGCCACUUAUAGGCAUGCAUCCAGUGGCAAGUUCAGCUUACCGCUCUACGGAGCUGCCAGCAACAUCAGACAUCAACGCAGAAAGUCCGAGACAAACGCACGUUCGCGACAGUCUAGUAAGUCUGUAUCAUUCCCGGUAUCUUCUUCUUCUUCACGGAUACAGAGAAACGCAAGUAAGGUUAUUGCAAAUCCACCUCGUUUGUCUAAGAAGUUGAGUGCUGGACACAUUUUCACUCAAAUGGCGUCAAAGCGAGACCAAAGAAGGCUUCUUGACAGAAAGGAUUCAUCUCCAAUGAUUAAUACCAGCGACGUGGCACCACAAUCUGCUCCUGUGAGAUUUGAGACCAGACUCAAGAGCCAUUCAUCUUCGAGAAGUAUUAGACAGCGGUCGAAAAGGAACAGAAAGAGGAAGAGCAAUACACUCUCAACCGCGGGCUCGGAAGAGGAAGAAGGUGCAGGCAUCUUUGCUGGAAGCCCUAAUGACUCUCGCGACAAAAGGACGUACGAUUUUCGUUCAAGGCAUAACAGCAUAACCGACACCAAUCUGAGGAGAGACACCAGGUUGUCCGGUUCAAGCGGUGGGCCAUACUCACCAAAGUCUCAGAGACCCUUAACACUCAAGAAUGAUUCCUCCAACAAAAUUGAAUUGCUCGAGAAGAGUCCGGCCAAGACGGCUACUUCUUCAUCUGAAGAAGUUUGA